GAAGAGGAAGAGGAAGAGGAAGAGGAAGAGGAAGAAGAGGAAGAAGAGAAAGAAGAAGAAGGCGUAGUACCCAUAGAGCAACCUGAGUCCGCUAAAAGACGAACCACCAGAAAAAGAAACAUGCCCAAGUAUAUUGAAGAAUCUAUGGAUACAACAGAUUCUUCUUCAUUGCCUUUAGUGAAAAACGAUACCACUACACCUAUAUCAGCUGCACCAAAUACACAAUCUUCUGUUGAUUUAUCUGAAACUGGUGUAUCAACUAAUAUAUCGUCUAUCGACACACAGCCUGUUGCAAUAGAGUCACCAAACACCAAAUUGCCUGCUGGUGAAGAAACAUUUACCAUGACAAAAGCAUUGAUUACUACAGAGCCAUUUGCUGAUGUAGAAAAAACAGAAACUAUACCACUUCCUGAACAUCAACAAAAUGACACUGAGUCGACGUCAAUAUCACCCAAAGUAUCCAAACGAGGCGUAAGAAAAAACAUUAAAAAUCAAGAUCCAAAUCCAAAGCCUCUUUCAGCUUGCGGAAGAGGAAGAAAGAAGGUAUCUAAGGAUACCGAACAAGAGGUCAAUGAAACCCAACUAGCUCAGAUACCAGAAGCUCAGAUAAAGCAAGAUUAUAAUCAUACAGCAUUAGAGUUCCUCUUGACAGAUAAAUCAAGCUAUCUAGCAGAAGCAGAUUUGCGUGUAAGUUUCGUAACAAAGACAUAAUGUAGUCAUGUCUUUGAUAGGCUAUGAUCCCUGAUUUUAUUCAAAAACUCCCGAUCAAAGAUCAACAAGAACUAGCGUCAUUGUUACCUAGCUCUGACAAGACAGUUGAAGGCAAAGCACCUCAAAUUAAUCCUUUUUUUAGUUCCACAUCCAACAAUUUCUUUUGGGAAUCAGUCAGACGUUGGCAAGAAUGUUUAGCAUUAGGUCAAUUUGACAAACAAGCUCUUGCAAAAGCAGAAUCAAGAAAACAAAAAGAACAGGAAGAUACCAGUUUUAAAGAUGAAAAUUAUGAAGCUUAUUGGGGAGAGCGAUUGGAACGAGACAAAGAGACAAAAGAAGCUAAGCUGUUCAAAACCAAAGGAAAGAGUACCACUCGAGG
Messenger RNA from Gilbertella persicaria, 1090 nucleotides. RefSeq lists its product as uncharacterized. The coding region runs from base 121 to 711 and encodes 196 amino acids. The record is from RefSeq and is a predicted model, not a curated record. Lineage: Eukaryota; Fungi; Mucoromycota; Mucoromycetes; Mucorales; Choanephoraceae. The transcript has a single exon.